AACAAAAAAAAAACAGAAGAAAAUAUUCAAUUCCGGUGAAACCAGAAAUAGAAAACAAUUCAUUCAUCAAGUGGAAGAAAAACUAACCAAUUUGUCAGCAAUUUAGAAGAAAAGAACAGAAAAAAGACAUGAUGACAGAAACUGAAGAUCAAAUGGUGAUCCCAAAUCAACAACAACAACAACCAGCCACAUUGGAAACGACAAAUAAUUCCAAUAAUAUAAAACCACGAAGUGAAACGAUUGAUCUUUCGGAUACAUCAUUGUUGGUGGACAUAUCGGAUGCACUCAGUGAACGUGAUAAAGUUAAAUUCACUGUCCAUACAAAGACAACAUUACCUGAAUUUAAAAAGAAUGAAUUCUCAGUGGUUAGACAGCAUGAAGAAUUUAUUUGGUUACACAAUAGUCUGGUUGAAAAUGAAGAUUAUGCUGGUUAUAUAAUACCACCGGCACCACCACGUCCAGAUUUUGAUGCAUCACGUGAAAAAUUACAAAAACUAGGUGAAGGUGAAGGAACAAUGACCAAAGAAGAAUUCACUAAAAUGAAACAAGAAUUAGAAGCUGAAUAUUUGGCUACUUUUAAAAAAACCGUUGCAAUGCAUGAAGUUUUUCUUCAACGUUUGGCCAAUCAUCCUUGUUUUCGUAAUGAUGCUAAUUUUCGUAUAUUUUUGGAAUAUGAAAAUGACCUUAGUGUAAGAGGAAAAAAUAAAAAAGAACGAUUAGUCGGUCUAUUUUCCAACAUUCGUUCUUCAACCGAUGGUUUAGUGUUGAAUACUACGCAGAAAGAUAUUGAUGAAUUUUUCGAAGGACAACGAGUUCAGCUAUCUGAUUAUUAUAAUAAUAUUAAAAAUCAAACAAUGAAAGCUGAUACUAUGGUCAAAUCACAUAAAGCUGUGGCCGAUUCAUAUAUUAAAAUCGUAACACCAUUAGUACAGAUGGCUAACUCACCGGAAUGUACACCAACGCCUGAAUUGACAAAAUUUUAUCUACGUAUUGCCGAUGCAUUGGAAAAGCUUCGUAAAACGGAAAAUCGUGUCGCUUCGGAUGAAGAUUUAAAAUUAUCUGACCUCUAUAGAUAUUAUAUGCGCGAUACAGCAGCCGCUAAAGAGCUAUUGAAUCGUCGUCUUCGUUGUUUGGCAAAUUAUGAAACUGCUAAUCGUAAUCUGGAACGUGCACGAGCAAAAAAUCGUGAUGUACAUCAGGCUGAAAAUCAACAGCAACAAGCAUGUGAAAAAUUUGAAAACAUUUCCAAAUUGGCCAAACAAGAGCUAAAUGAUUUCAAAAAACGUCGUGUUGUUGCAUUCAGAAAGUAUCUGGUCGAAUUGACCGAAUUGGAGAUAAAACAUGCAAAGUCACAAGUUCAAUUGAUUCGAAAUUGUAUUUCAUCGCUUAACAAUGAUUUUGUGAAUGAAGAAAAUUAACAAAAUCAGAUUUAUUUUGUUAUAUUGGAGAGGGGCGAAAAAAUUACACUCAUUACAACAACAAUAAAAAAAGGAUUCUCAUCAAUUUGAAAUAAUGAUUAGUCAACAUUACCAACAAUACCAACACAACAAUGAUAUAAUUAUUCAAUUUGGAUUUGAUAAUCCAACAAUUUUUUUUUUUUUCUACAAAUCAUUAUUCUAUGAAAGAAUUUUUUCUUAUUUCUCAAUGUUCUUUUACCGGUUUUGGAAAAUAACAAUGUUGGUGGUUAUAUUAUA
Dermatophagoides farinae (American house dust mite) is the source of this 1694-nucleotide messenger RNA. NCBI's taxonomy places the organism in Eukaryota, Metazoa, Arthropoda, Arachnida, Sarcoptiformes, Pyroglyphidae. The record is from RefSeq and is a predicted model, not a curated record.